AUGCUUUUGUCCUACUGGACCAUGUCACGAAUCAAAUUCAACUAUCUUCAACUAUUCAAUUAUCUUCUCUCUUCUUGUAUUCAUUGUUCGCACACAGAGCCUGAAGUAGUCAGGAAUAUCACUGUGACUGAUAUCACAACAUCCUCCAUAUCUCUGACGUGGAUUGAACCAAAGGGAAACAGCUCUUUCUACGGAGUACAGUGGACUGAUGGAAAUGUAUCUCGCAGUAACAAUGUGACUACAACAAAUAUAACCAUUACUAACCUGACUGCUGGUGUACAGUAUGAAAUAACCGUUACUGCAGUGACAAAUGAAGGCAGAACUGAGGGACAGAACACCAGUGUUUCUCAAUACACAAAACCUGGUGAAAUUAGGACACCUACUGUGUCCACAAACACCUCCUCCAUCUCUCUGCAGUGGACCUCACCUCCGGGUGAGGUGUUCAAGUACAGGUUGGAGUGGACCAGUAAUGGAGAUAUGAGGAAUGUGUGUACACAUGACAACUUUGCCGUGCUAUCAGAACUAAUCCCAGGCACUAGCUACACAAUCUCAGUCAUCGCCGUCGCCGGAGACAAUCAGACAGAAGGACAAGCUCACCGACUCACCGCAGUCACAAAGCCUGAAGUAGUCAGGAAUAUCACUGUGACUGAUAUCACAACAUCCUCCAUAUCUCUGACGUGGAUUGAACCAAAGGGAAACAGCUCUUUCUACAGAGUACAGUGGACUGAUGGAAAUGUAUCUCGCAGUAACAAUGUGACUACAACAAAUAUAACCAUUACUAACCUGACUGCUGGUGUACAGUAUGAAAUAACCGUUACUGCAGUGACAAAUGAAGGCAGAACUGAGGGACAGAACACCAGUGUUUCUCAAUACACAAGGCCUGUGAAACCUGAGAACAUUAUGGUUACUGCAAGGGGAACCAAUGACCUGAACAUCAGCUGGACUUUGCGUGCUGGGCGCGUUGAUCACUACCUGGUGACUAUCUCAGGUGAGAGACUGACGUAUAGCAACCAAACAGAAGCCACCACAUUCUCCUUCACCGAUUUGAAUCCUGGGAGAGAAUUUUCCAUCAAAGUGACGGCUGUAGCUGGGUUCUUCAAUGUUACCUCUAAUUCGUCUGAAUUCGCAACUGUGCCCACACCUCCUGGUGCCCUCAACAUCAGUCAGGGAACAAACGUUCUGGAUCUGGAGUGGAAGACUCCUGCGUUGAUGGAGGGUGCUCCACUCAUCAGCUACUACAUCACCUACCAGCCUGAGGGCGGCAAAGUGCAAAAUAAAAGCUCCUCGUCCAAUGCCACACGGCUGACCUCUCUUUCGUCAGGAACUCUUCACAACAUAACUGUAGAAACAGUUGGACCUCAGAAUUUGAGGAGCACGCCCAUCCGUGGUUCUGCUUUUACCCUGCCCAACCCUGUGCAGAAUCUUUCUGCUAGCCCCAACUCCACCACCUCAAUAAAAGUGAAAUGGUUAGCUCCGCAGGAAGCCAAGUCCUAUUACAGAUACUUGGUUCAAACCAAUAAUGCUACAGGAUUACUGUUUAAAACAACAGUCACCAACACCAGCACUGAGGUAACCAACCUGCAGCCAGGAACCAGAUACGAUAUCCGUGUCACAACGAUAGCCGGAGAGGGAAGUCAAUCCACGGUGGAAUCGACGUUCAGUUACACAAGGCCCAAAGCAGUGGCCAACCUCACCGUGGAGGACCAGAACACGACGUCCGUCCGGCUGACGUGGCUCAGACGGACUGAUCACACGCCUUCCUACUCCUACCUGGUGAUUGCUCUCCAGAGCGCCGCGGUGGUUCAGAACCAUUCAGCCAACACUGAGACUGACACCUUCCUCAACCUGACCCCUGGAACAUUGUACACGUUUGAUGUAUUUACCGUUGUAGAAGGGGUCAGUUCCACAGCUGAAAGCACGCAAAGUUACACAAAGCCUGCAGCUGUUUCUGGCGUCAUGACCAAAGGAAGCACAACUACAAUGACAGUGAGCUGGAUAAGAGCAGAGGGACAGGUGGUCUCCUACGCUGUAUCGCUUUUCCAAGACGAUCACGUGGUGAGAAACGCCACCGGCCUGAGCAACUCCACGACCAAUGAGGAGUUUCAGAACCUGACAGCUGGAGUGCUUUACUGUGUGGAGGUGGUCUCCAAGAGUGGACCUUUUACCAACGCAGCCUCAAGGGUUUGCAACGCAACAUUUCCCAACCCUCCUGGCCCCAUCACGGUGGAGUCUCAGACCGUGAACUCCAUCAACUUCACCUGGUCCUUUCCAGAGGGCAUGGACCAAAAUCAGUGCAACUUCAGUGUGUUUGGCCUUAACAGUUCCUCUCUGACCAGAAACAACUGGUAUGAGCUGCGACACCUCGAGUCUGGAAGCCCCUACGUUCUCUCUGUAGUUACUGUGUGCCUGUACCAGAGCACUGCAGUCACCACAUCCAACUACACCAGACCGUAUAAUGUGACAAUGCUGAGACAAACAGAAAUAACCACAAAUGCAGUGACCUUGGAGUGGGAACAGCUCGAGAACAAAUCUGACUACUCAUAUCUUGUGAAGACCACGAAUGGCUCCUCUAAUCAAUCUGUCGUCAACGAACACAAGAUAAUAGUCACUGGACUUCUUUCCGGGACCAAGUACAGCUUCACUGUCAUCACUGAGACACUAGAUGGCACUCAGGCAGCUCCUGUGACGGUGUCCUACUUUACACGUCCGUACAGCACCGGUCGGUUGCGAUUUGAAGCCGUGAACACAACCGCCGUACGUCUGGCUUGGGAUGAACCGGCGGAACACAAGGCUGAUUACACAUAUCGGGUUGAGACAACAGGCUGCGGCUCCCGAAACGAAACCCUGGCAGGACACGUCGCCGACAUUUCCGCGCUGACCCCCGGGACCAACUGCACCUUCUGCGUUUUUGUCAGGGCGGCGGACGGCAUCGAGGGGGAAGCCCGCUGCGCCUCUCAGUACACCGAGCCCGAGGCCGUGCAACCGCGGCUCUCCAGCAAUGGCUCGAAUAGUUCAAUGUUGGUGUCGUGGGGGACACCCCGUGGGAGAGUGGAGCAUUAUAAGGUGGAACUCAACAGCACGUCCAAGGUAGAGCGCACGCUCGACUCCACACAAACCGAAUUCCAGUUUAACAACUUAUCUGCUGGGAGGCUCUACUCUGUCGUGGUCACCACACUUAGUGGACCAUUCAAUGCUUCGUCGGACUUUAUCACUAAUGCAACUUUCCCAAAUCCACCCGGGACAAUUAAGGUCUUGAAGAAGACAACCGGCUCCUUUGACAUCGGGUGGACGGAAGCACCUCUGAUGACGGGUGCAACGUUCUACUACCAGCUGACCAACCCAUCAGGCCACGGAGAAGACAAAACCACCGAUACAAACCAUUCGUUUACCGGCCUGCUUUCUGGGACUUCCUACAAUAUCUCUGUAGCCACCGUGGGCGCAAUGGAUUUUAAGAGUGCGACGGUUCAGAUCACGGUCACCACAAGACCGUUCAGUGUGAAAUCGCUUAUGACUUCUACAGAAGAGGAGCACAUCACUGUCACGUGGAAAAACCCUGAUGAACACAAGGAAAACUAUUCUUACAAUCUGGGAUGGCACAGCUCAAAUUACCACAUUUUGAAUGUCACGACAACAGAAAAUGUUUUGGAAAUUAAAAACCUGGUUCCUGGCGAACGAUACAACAUAAGCGUCACCACAAAGACCUCUGAUGGAACCGAAAGUGCUCCCAUGUGGAUUUCCAACUGCACAAAUGCAAGCCCGGUGAAAGACUUGGCAUGUUUUGGUCCAAACACACCAAUCGCUCAAGUCACCGUGUCCUGGAAAAAAAACAAGGGCCUUACGUCUGCCUUCAAGGUUACUGUAAACUUCAGCGAGAUCGUCAAAUCUACAUCCUCCUGCUGUAAUUAUACUGUGUCCAACCUUCGCCACAGCACCACUUACAAUCUGUCUGUGGAGACUCAGAGCUGUGGGUUACCCAGCACCCCUGUGUCUCGAACCUGCUCCACGGGCAUCACAAAUCCACCCAUUCCAAAGGACUAUGAAGCACUUGUGUCUGUGACCAACACAGAGUACAACAGGUUCAGUAUUCAGAUCAAUAAACUUCUGCUGAACAACAUCAAUGGGCCAAUCCAAAAUAUUGGGGUGCUGGUGACAGAGCAGCUCCCUGAUGACAAAGAUUUCACAGCGUACGUGGGCAGAACGUACCAAGAGUGGAUUGAAGGGGCUACUCCAGGAUACAUGGCUACAGUUAAAACCGUAACAGAGAACAGCUUUUCAUCACGCAGUGAAGAGGAACAUCUGGACAUCGAAAUAGGAGACCGAUCCAAAUGGGAGGGCUACAUUAAUGGUGCUUUGAAGGCCAGAGGAAAAUACCACUAUGCUAUCGUGUUGUUCACCAGUCUGACUCUGGAAAAGAGCUUGGUGAAUGGUCAACUGUUUAGUUCAACAAACUUCUAUGCCGCUGUAGAACUCCCGCAGGACCCAGCACUCAUCAGCAUUGCUGUCGGAGUGACAUUGGGAAUUUUUUGCGUUCUCUUCAUCAUCCUCAUCGGCUUUAUUAUCUACUGGAAAAGGUUAUCCAACAAAGAUUCCCCCGACAUCCAGAUUUUUUCCAUGAGAGCCAAAGUAAGUAUGGCUGUGAGGGUACAAGAUUUCGAAGCUUACUACAAGAAGCAGAAAGCAGACUCAAGUUGUGGCUUUGCUGAAGAAUUUGAGGACCUGAAGCUUGUUGGUACAGCUCAGUCAAAAAUACAAGCUGUGACUAUGGAGAACAAACCAAAGAACCGCUAUAACAACGUGCUUCCGUAUGACUCUUCUAGGGUGAAACUCUCUAUCAUCCAUGGGAGUCCAUAUGAGGAUUACAUCAAUGCUAACUACAUGCCGGGUUACAACUCCAGGAAGGAGUAUAUCGCGGCUCAGGGUCCUUUGCCCGCCACAGUCAGGGAGUUCUGGAGGAUGAUCUGGGAGAAGAAUGUACAGACUCUGGUCAUGCUGACACGCUGUAAUGAACAGGGACGAGUGAAAUGCGAGCAAUACUGGGAUCAUGGCACAAAGCACUUUGACAACAUUACUGUGACAACAUCCUCUGAAAUUAAACUUGAUGACUGGACAAUCAGGGACUUUGACGUUAAAAAUGUAAAAACAGCAGAGACCCGUUCAGUGCGUCAUUUCCACUUCACGGCCUGGCCAGAUCACGGGGUACCAGAAACCACAGAGCUCCUCAUCAGUUUCAGACACUUGGUCAGAGAGCACAUGGACCAAUACUCCAGAAACUCUCCUACUGUGGUCCACUGCAGUGCUGGUGUUGGACGCACAGGGACCUUCAUCACCAUCGACCGGUUGAUCUUCCAGAUUGAAAGGGAAGAUUUUGUGGACGUGUACGGCAUCGUCCACGAUCUGCGCAUGCACCGGACCCUCAUGGUGCAGACAGAGGACCAGUAUGUGUUCUUAAACCAGUGUGCCCUGGACAUCAUCAGAUCAAGAACUGGAAACAAUGUGGAUCUAAUCUACCAAAACAGCGCUGCAAUGUCUAUUUAUGAGAAUAUAGAUCCAAAAACAGGUUACCUUUGUGAAUAGACCCAAGAGAACCCUCAGGUCUUUUAACUCGUAGCAAAAGAACUUGCAAAAGGAACGCUUUAAUGCAAUUAUGCUAUAUUUAUUGUUGUGUACACCUGCCACGCUUUUUUUUAAGAACCGUGUAGCUUCUGGAUUCAAAUCAACAUUUUGUGGUAUUUAUGAAUUGAACAUGUGGAAAUGGAGAAACAACAGGGGCAUAAUUACUGGCCAAUGAUUUUAGGAUUAAAUAUAAACUUUGGUCAAAUAUAAGAACUCUUUCUCUCUUUUAUAACUGCAAUUUUUUUUUUAUUACUCUUUUUUUUUAUUUCCGCUUGUUUUUGAUUUAAAGAUGAUUAUGUUUUCUGCUCAGGUAAUAAGUUCAACGCUGGGUAGAUAUUUUUCAAAAAUGGUGUGCUUUGGUGCCAGUAGGUGGUACUCAAUUUCUUUGUCCUAAACUGAAUAAGGCAAGUGCUUUGAUAUCUCCUUAAUAAGCCUUAGGUUUUCCAACAUGUAUAGUAUUGAAGUCUGUCAGAUCAUGCAAUCAAUUAUUUUUUAUCAUGUAAAGCAAAUUGGAAAUUGUCAAGGUCUUUAAAUCAAGGAGUUCCCUUUACUGUUUGUUGAGACCUGUGUAUAUGAAUGCAAUGUAAUGAAUAAUGCACUGGAUGCAUUUGGUGUUUCUAUAAACUUCAACUUUUUUUAACUAUACAACUAUUUUUGUAUUGUUAAAUACAUUCUGGCCAAUGCUUUGUGAAACUGUUUCGCAAACACUAUUAGCAAAACCGCUAUUGGAUCCAAUGGAAAUUUUUCUUUCUACUCAGGAAACUUAAAAACAACGACAACUGAACAUUCUGCUGGUGAGGUAUGUUGUUGAAAAUUUCAAACAACAUACUUUGUAUUUUGAUGAAGGUCAUACAGCUUGUAGCUUUUGUUUUGUUGAUGUCCUUCUCUACAAUGUACAUUCAUCAAAGAAACAACCAUGUUAUGUCACUUCCUGCCGCAUAUCUUGUCCAUCUGCAGAAUGUUCCGUGAGGCAGCUAUGAUUUUUAUGUAAUUAGCCUGUAGAUAUGUUCACUGAAAGCACUUAAUGAAAACAAGCAAAUAGUCACAAAGUUGUGUUUUUGAAAUGCUUCAUGAGAUGCUUGCUGGUACAAUGCAAAUAAAUGUAAAACGAAGAGUAAA
Messenger RNA from Pungitius pungitius (ninespine stickleback), 6732 nucleotides. RefSeq names its product protein tyrosine phosphatase receptor type Ja (gene ptprja). The coding region runs from base 1 to 5574 and encodes 1857 amino acids. NCBI's taxonomy places the organism in Eukaryota, Metazoa, Chordata, Actinopteri, Perciformes, Gasterosteidae. Gene Ontology annotation, biological process: peptidyl-tyrosine dephosphorylation involved in inactivation of protein kinase activity. Gene Ontology annotation, molecular function: protein binding; protein tyrosine phosphatase activity. Gene Ontology annotation, cellular component: signaling receptor complex. The transcript has 30 exons. The record is from RefSeq and is a predicted model, not a curated record.